AUGCGACUGCUCGACGACGACGACGCACGGCCGCUCUUUUUCAAGACGGCGUCCAUCAAGAAGCGUAAGCUCGCCCAAGACCCUCCCGACGAAAACUCGUCCCAUCUGCCGGCGCCGCUCAGCACCUCUGCAUCGCCGCCCUCUUCUCCCCACCCGCCGUCCGUGGGAAGCCGCUCCUCCGCCUCACCGCCGCGCUACAUACCGCCACACCUGCACGACGAGGUUUUUGAGUCGUCACCAGACGACAGCACCAACACCGCCGGGAGCUCGCCCACCGACGCCUACGCCGGCCUGACCCUGUCAACCGCUGGGGACCGCCGCAGCUCAUCCGAAGACACGCCCUCCAAGACGUCAUCCACGCAGCCCGCGACCCUCCUCCGCUCCGAGCCCCGUGCCGUCUCGCCCGCAAAGCGCUCCGCCUCCGAGAUGACGGGCGAGGACGAUAACAAAGACCACAUGGACAUGGACGACGGCGCUGUGAGGGACUCGUCGGUGGACAUGCUCCGAGACGAGCGGACAACUGUCGAGGCCAACGGGAAUGCUUCGAGCUCCGACACGACGACGGCAACCUCGAACAAUGAGUCCAACACAGUCAGCACCUCGGCCACGAGUGAGGCCGGCCCCUCACCCUCGACCUCGGCGCAAAAGCCUGCCAACGACGUGCCUGCCAUCGACGAUCAGGUUUCGCAGAUCAUGGCCAUAAACGCCAAGGAGCUUGUAGAGGGUCAGAAGGGUUAUGUUGUCUCAAUGUGGUGGUUAUCAAGAGUUUUGUCAAGGGUUUCGGACAGCAAGCAAUUCGGAUCGUUUGACAAGUCGCGGUCUGAAGGGGAUAUUGGCCCAAUCAAUAAUACAGAGAUUUAUGACGAAGAUUACCUUGCCGAUGAGAACGGUGAUAUCGCUGAUGAAAAUGGCCUUCCGUUUAUUCCUAUCAAGCCCAACCUUACUUAUGGCGAUGACUUCGAGAUAUUUCCUGAGGAGGCCUGGAGGCUGAUGGUGCAAUGGUAUGGUGUCAAGCAAGGCAAUCCGCCCAUUGAGCGCUAUGUACGCGAUACUGCGCCUCCUGAAUCACCUACCAAGAACCUGCAGUACGAAGUUUAUCCUCCUUUCUUUACGAUCCGCAAGCUGCGAAACGGCUCUGAGCCCAUGUCUCAUCAACAACUGAAGGAGAACCAGUCGAAAGCGAUCAGACUGCUCUCUAGCCGCACGGAAAAGUUCCAAAAAUUCCUCAAGAGAGCUAAAUCGGAAGCCAGUAUUCCUCUAACUACAAAGGUGCAGGUGUGGAGGAUACUUGAGCCCAUUCAGGCCGACACGGCUGCUCCGCAGGAGAGUAAGCAGACAGAUGUUCUCACACCGGCUACGUCGAGGAGCGGUUCGCCUGCAAGGUCAUCCUCUGUGUCACUCGUGAUCGACAUGGCUACUUUUACUUCCAUGACCGAGGGCGUCCAACGGGAGAUGAUCGAUGCCAAGGAUGAGACAAACAACCCAAAGUACAACGGUAGCGCCAAGAUGGAGAUCGUUGGCCUUAACUCGAGCCAGGUAUUGAUUUUGGAGGAGCAGAUUGGCGGUCCUGGCGGAGGGGAGUUUGUCUCUGCAAACGCCCGAGGGAAGCUGAUCAAGCAUGGGGCCUCGGCCAGUGAGGGCAAAAACGUCGAUCAGAAGAAAGCGUUGGACAGUGGACGUAGCAGCCCUGUUCCUGGUCCAAUGACGAGAGGUCGGGCAAGGAAUGGAAGAACUCGAGGAACUACCGGUCUUUCAAACCUUGGAAACACUUGCUACAUGAAUUCAGCCUUGCAGUGCAUUCGCAGUGUUGAGGAGCUGACCAUGUACUUCAUGCAACAAAAGUUCAAAGAAGAGUUGAACCCGGACAACCCGCUUGGUUACGGUGGUUCCAUUGCAAAAUCCUACGCUGGUUUAUUGGCGGCGCUUUACGAUGAGGCCGCCCCUUCAUCAUUCUCUCCAAAGAACUUUAAGUAUGCUCUGGGAAGGGCACAGCCAAUGUUUUCAGGUUACGGCCAGCAAGAUUCCCAGGAGUUCCUUAGCUUCUUAGUUGAUGGUCUUCAUGAGGAUCUGAACAGGAUUCAAAAGAAGCCUUACAUUGAAAACCCGGAUUCCGAGGAUAAUACGCACAAGGACCCUGAAGCCAUCAAGGCAUUGGGCGAGAAGUACAGGGAGAACCACCGCGCCCGUAACGACUCGGUGGCCGUCGACCUCUUCAACGGAUUCUACAAGAACACCAUGGUCUGCCCCGAGUGCGAUAAGGUCAGCAUUACGUUCGACCCGUACUCGUCGCUUACCUUGCAGCUCCCUAUUGAAAAGAACUGGCAACAUACCUUCAACUUCGUGCCCUUGCGCGGAAAACCCAUCCAAAUUGUUGUUGACAUUGAGCAAAACAAGCCGUUCAGCGCGGUCAAGGAGUUUAUCGCGGCACGUGUGCCAGACCUCGACCCGAAGCUAUCCGUUUGCGUGGAAGUUUACAACAACAAGUUCUACAAGGUCUUCGAUGACAAGAAAGCGAUAUCGGAACAGAACAUCAGUGACCGGGAUGAUCUCUUCUGCUACGAAUUGGACCUGAUCCCCACCAACUGGCCGUCGCCUAAGAAGACCAACAAGGCUCGUUCAAUGUUUGGCAACGCGUCUGAUGAUGAAGAUCUCACGGACGGCGAUUCUCCUUUGGCGGAUCGCAUUAUGGUGCCCGUGCUUCAUCGCGCACAACAUGGAUACAACAAGGGGAUGAAAUUGUGGCCUUUCUACAUUGUGUUGACGCGUGAGGAAGCCAGGAACUUCGAUGAAAUCCACCGGAAGGUAAUUACCAGGGUCGCUACUAUGACAACGAGGGAUAUUCUUUCGGAGGACAGCUUGAACUCUCGCAUUUUUGAUUCCAAGAACGGUUCGGACACCGUCAUCACCACGGAGGAGGACGCUUCAUCCACGACCGAUGGACGGGUACAAGCGAACUCUGUUGAGGGUGAUGAAAGCAUUGUGGACGUUACGAUGACAGAGUCGAGCGAUGCAGACAAGACCACCGCUGCUGACGAUAACGCUGAUGACACCGUUGAUGACGACGUUACCAUGCAAGAACAGAGCUCCGUACCAGAAGUUCUAAAAUACGGCAGCUACAUUCCUCCCGAACUUCAGAGGCUAUUCACCAUGAAGUAUUACAAGGCUGGCAACGAGCUGCUUCCCACCGGUUGGACUGGCCUGGACAACACCCGAGAACUCCCAACCAUCGCCUCUCGUAUGCCUGUUUCGCAGAGCCGCCGGUCCUCAUUCCAAUCGAAUGCUAGCCAUGGUAGCCGCGGAAGCCGCGCGAGCCAUCGCUCUGAUACGCCAGAGAGCGAGGAGGGCGAGGACACACCACAGUUCUCCAACAACUCCAUGGACUUUUCGGAGGUUCAGAGCGAGGAUGAACUGGCACCUAUGACCACGAACAAAUUCGCCAACCGCCAGAAGUUCAACAAGAACCGCGACCGGAAGACGAAGGGCAGGAACAAGAAGAUGACAACAUACUCGCGCAAGGGUGCACAAAAGCGUGAGCGUCAUGCGGAAAGAGCUACUUCUGAGCCCGUCUCAGAGCCCGAUGGCAACCCUGCCCUGAUCCGUUUGGGUGAGUUGAUGGUCUUGGACUGGGACACUGACAGCUUCGAUGCUCUCUUUGGUGGCCGCGAGUCGGAUAAGAACGACAUGCGUGGUGUCGACUCUAUGAGGGUUAUGGAGACCCUUGAAGACCCCGAGCUCGACGAGAAGAAGAGGCGGCGGGCUGCCAAGAAGAAGUCCGGUAUUACGCUUGAGGACUGCUUUGCUGAGACGGCGAAGACUGAGGUCUUGUCUGAGGAAAACGCUUGGUACUGCAACCGCUGCAAAGAGCUUCGUCGUGCUAGCAAGACGCUCGAGAUCUGGACUGCUCCAGAUAUCCUUGUUAUCCACCUGAAGCGCUUUGGUGCCAACCGUGGUUUCAGAGACAAGAUUGACAUUCUCAUUGAUUUCCCCAUUGAGGGUCUCGACAUCAGCGACCGCGUCGGACUCAAGGAGGACAAGUCGCUGGUCUAUGACCUGUUCGCUGUGGACAACCAUUUCGGCGGUCUCGGCGGUGGACACUACACUGCUGUGGCACAAAACUUCUACGACAAGAAGUGGUACGACUACAACGAUUCCAUGGUCAACCAAAAGUCGCCUCAGGGUGUGGUCAGCAGCAGUGCGUAUCUGCUCUUCUACCGCCGGCGACAACCCGAGCCCUUAGGUCCAGCAUACCUGCAACAGAUAGUGCGCGAGGCCUACGCGGCGCCCGACCCGAAUGCGGUGUCGGGAAACGGUCAGCGUCUCGGCUCAGCCUCCCCGACUGGGUCUUCGAGCGGCUUGGGCGCAGCCCCGCACGGGGCUGGUUCGGCACCCGGGACGAUGACGACGACGACGGAGAUGACGGGGACUUCGUAUGAGAACGAGGAGGCGCCGCCGCCGUACGGGGCAGACGAGGAGGACGAGGGCGUCAGCAUGCCGGGGCUCAGCGGGCUGCUGGCCGAGGACUCGGCGCCGCAGUGGAGCUUUGAGCACUUGGAGCAGAAGCCGAGCCGGCGCGCCGGCAGCGACACGGACGUCGAGUCGGGCGUCGAUGCGGCGAGCGGGGUUGCGGCAGGCCUGGACGGCAGCGACGCGGGCAGCAUGGCGGACCAGCAACGCCGCCUUGAGGCGGACUUCGCUUCCGAUGUGGACCCCGACCCUUACCAGAGCGGCAACGGUAACGUCACGCCCGCUGACUCGGAGGGCGUCGUCAACCUGAACGUGCAUCCGGGCGUGCCGGAGCUGGCGGGCACAGAGGAGGACGACGGGCCGGUGGCGGAGGUGCGCGUGGAUGAGGAUGAAGGUGCCGCGGCGGUGGCGACGGCGACGGCGACGACGACAGCGCCGGCGUCGGCAACGGCAACGGCGGCAGACAAUAGCACUAGCGCCGAUGGUAACGACAAUGAUAAGACGGCGAAGACGGAGUAG
Aplosporella prunicola CBS 121167 is the source of this 4983-nucleotide messenger RNA. RefSeq lists its product as uncharacterized. The record is from RefSeq and is a predicted model, not a curated record. The coding region runs from base 1 to 4983 and encodes 1660 amino acids. Lineage: Eukaryota; Fungi; Ascomycota; Dothideomycetes; Botryosphaeriales; Aplosporellaceae. Gene Ontology annotation, molecular function: cysteine-type deubiquitinase activity. The transcript is spliced from 5 exons. Gene Ontology annotation, biological process: protein deubiquitination.